Messenger RNA from Dipodomys ordii (Ord's kangaroo rat), 1488 nucleotides. RefSeq names its product family with sequence similarity 71, member F1 (gene Garin1b). The record is from RefSeq and is a predicted model, not a curated record. Lineage: Eukaryota; Metazoa; Chordata; Mammalia; Rodentia; Heteromyidae. Gene Ontology annotation, cellular component: nucleus. The coding region runs from base 1 to 1488 and encodes 495 amino acids. The transcript is spliced from 8 exons.
AUGUUCACAUCAGUUCCACCUAGAAAAACUUGGAGGAAAUCGAAGACAGUAAAAGUCACAAGAUCUUAUUCAACCUUCUCUUCCCUCAAUGCUUGGGGAGAAUUCAGGGGCCUCUUCUUGCCUGUGGAUGGGGAACCAAACCCUGGAGUAGGCCUGGGUGUGGAGGAGGGACUGCUCUGCCAGAUGAUUCAUUCUCCUGAAUUCAACCUAUUUCCUCAGUCAGUGGUGUUUGAAAGCAACUUUGUCCAGGUCAAAAGGAGAAGAAACUGGAUAAAAAUCUACAAAUCCUGCAACACCAUGGCCCUUGGGGUGACCUCUUCUGUGCCCUGUCUACCUCUUCCCAACAUCCUCCUCAUGGCUAGUGUCAAAUGGCAUCAUGGGCAAAACCAAACAUGGAAUAGACCACCUACAGCCCCAAAGAUCAAUCUGAAGAGGAUUCUCCCAUUGAAGUUUGUGGAGCUGCGGGUCUGUGACCGCUUUCAACGCAUCCUGCGGUUAAGGACAGUCACAGAGAAGAUCUACUAUUUAAAGCUCCACCCAGACCAUCCUGAUACUGUCUUCCGCUUCUGGAUCCGACUGGUUCAAAUUCUGCGUAAGGGCCUGUCUAUUACCACCAAAGACCCUAGCAUCCUUGUCACUCACUGCUUGGUACCCAAGAACUGCUGUAGCCCAUCUAGAGACUCUAAGUUAGUUCGGAAGAAACCCAAAGCCUCCCAGCCCAGUGAGAGCCUCAUGCAGCUGAUGGCCAAGGGGGAGAGUGAGGCUCUCUCCCAGAUCUUUGCUGACUUGCACCAGCUGAACCAGUACAGCAGCAAAAAGAUGGAGAUCAACAAGAGCAGCUCAGAAAGCGAUAAUCCCUGUGAAGACUGUAUCCCUUGUACCCGGGACCUCAGUUGGAGGGACUCAUUCACUUUUGGAGAGUGGGAAAGAGAGAACCCUUCUGGGCUACAGCCCCUCUCGCUCCUCAGCACUUUGGCUGCCUGCACUGGGCCACAGCUGGCCCCACUCAUAGACCAGGGUUGGGCGGGAAUCCGGUCCACGCAAUUCAGCGCGCUCUCGGGGACGUGGCGCUUUCCAGCCAAUCCCGGCUACGUGGUCGGGGGACCAAUGGAUGUCCGGGAAAGAUACGCGUCAGCGGCGAGUUUAGUGAUUAUUGGUCAGAAGGAUGCUGACAAGGCGGAUGGGGGCGGGGAGAAGAGUCGUUUCCGGCAGGGCGGUGCUUGCGCGCGGGAGCCCAGCCGGUGGGUGAUCAGCCGCCACGGUGUUCUCUUACUGUGGGGCUCAGGGGAAAAGAGCUCCUCCAUUCAGAGACCCCCUCUGAUUGUAGGGUCACUAAGCCUUUUGAAGGUCGGAGGACCGUGGAGGAGCGUUAUUGCAGCAGCUUCGCGCCACCUCCCACUCACUGGGCUGGCUUGUAUCUGCGGGCCCCACCCCAAAGGCCACAUCUCGCGAUUAGGGUGCUUCUGCCAACACAGUUGUGUUCGCUGA